AUGUUGGCCAGUAGUGACUUUUACCAGACCAAGACAAAUGAGAAAAGUAAGAAGAGUGUAGAGAUUGUUUAUGAAGUAAAAGCUAUUCGUUUCCACUUUAAAGGAGUAUCUUGUAUUUUCCUCUCGAAACCCCAGUGUUCUUACCUGGAAGAUGAGGCUGACAACGACAUUACCUACCUCACAGAACUGUCUCCAGGUGUAAAGGUGACCAUGCACAAGGCAGAGAGCCCCGAACAGUGCCUCAUGCAGUCAGGGCCCCACAAUGUGAACUACUGCUGUCGCUUUGGUACGAAUCGAAGUCCAUUUCCUCUACGGCAUCCUCACCGUAGGAACCUGAAGAGUCGAUCUGACGUGGGCGACGAAGGCCUCUCAAUCCUUCUGGACUCAAAACCUUUUAGGGGCUGUGCCUGUGAGGACAAAGGCCAGUGCUUCUGUGAUGGGACCAAGGGGGAGAAGGGGGAUAAAGGUUUUCCUGGACCCCCUGGGUCUCCUGGCCAGAAAGGAUUCCCAGGUCCUGAAGGCGUGCCUGGACCACGGGGACCCAAGGGCUCUCCAGGACUUCCAGGACUCACUGGUCCCAAAGGUGUAAGGGGAAUAACUGGAUUACCAGGAUUUUCGGGUCCUCCCGGACUUCCAGGCACCCCGGGCCAUCCUGGACCUUAUGGAAUGGCUGGUUUACCAGGAUGCAAUGGUUCUAAGGGCGACCGAGGGUUUCCGGGACUUCGUGGGACACCAGGCUACCCAGGGAUCCUGGGUGCUCCUGGCUUGAAAGGAGAAAAGGUAAGUCACAUGGUUUUUUAACUCGAUGGAAAAGGGGACCCCGGGUGGCCAGGAACUCCAGGAUUCCAGGGUUUGCCAGGCCUCCCGGGUUUUCCCGGACCCGUCGGCCCACCUGGCCCUCCAGGAUUCUUUGGCUUUCCAGGAACCAUGGGGCCUCCAGGAUUUAAGGGACACAUGGGAGAUAACAUGAUCGGACAAAAAGGAGAGCGGGGCGUGAAAGGACUGGCAGGACCCCCUGGACUACCGGGAACCGUGAUCGUGACGCUGACGGGCCCAGAUAACAGAACGGACCUCAAGGGGGAGAAGGGAGACAAGGGAGCCACGGGCCAAUCUGGACCUCUGGGACCCUCAGGACCACCUGGAGAAUCUUAUGGAUCAGAAAAAGGUGCUCCCGGAGAUCCUGGCCCACAGGGAAAAUCUGGAAAAGAUGGUGCCCCAGGUUUUCCUGGCACAGAGGGAGCCAAAGGCGACAGGGGCCUCCCUGGGUUAGCUGGCGAGGAUGGCAUUAAGGGGUGGAAAGGAGACAUUGGCCCUCCAGGAUUUCGUGGUCCAACAGAAUAUUAUGACGCAUUCCAGGAAAAGGGACACGAGGGAAUCCCAGGUCCACCAGGACCCAAAGGACCUCGUGGCCCACAGGGUCCCACCGGCCCUCCUGGAGUUCCUGGAAAACCCGGUUUAUCAAGGCCUGGCCUCAGAGGAGCCCCCGGACCACCAGGCAUAAAAGGCAAUAAAGGGGAGCGAGGACCCCCAGGAGAGAAUACAGUGGGGUCUCCCGGGUCCUCAGGUUGUCCUGGUUCACCAGGCCCCCCAGGGCCACCGGGACCUCCAGGACCACCAGGUGACAUCGUUUUUCGCAAGGGCCCACCUGGAGGUGGUGGAUUUCCAGGCCAGGUGGGGCCUCCGGGGAUCCCAGGAGUGGAAGGGCCCAAAGGGGAGCCAGGUGACGUGUGCACAGAGUGUCCUUGUGUUCCAGGGCCUCCGGGCCUCCCAGGAUUGCCAGGGUUAGAUGGCGUAAAAGGAACCCCAGGCGGACGAGGGGAAGCUGGCAUUAAAGGAAGCCCAGGGUCCCCAGGAAGCGUGGGUCUCCCAGGAUUUCCAGGAUUCCCAGGUGCUCGGGGUGAUCCAGGACUUAAAGGAGAAAAAGGUGAAGCAUCUCAGCCAGAAGGACAAGUAGGUGCCCCGGGGGAUCCGGGACCCAGAGGACAGCCAGGAAGAAGGGGCUUAGAUGGAAUUCCUGGAACCCCCGGAGUAAAGGGAGUACCAGGACCUAAAGGUGAACCGGCCCUCAGUGGUGAGAAGGGGGACCAGGGUCGUCCAGGAGAUCCUGGCAUCCCUGGGUCCCCAGGACCUGCAGGACCAGCUGGACCACCAGGCUAUGGACCACGGGGAGAGCUUGGUCCAAAGGGUGCCCAAGGCGUUCCUGGAGCCCCUGGACUACCUGGAGAAGCCGGUCCUAGGGGAGAAUUCAGCGUUUCGACACCAGUCCCAGGCCCCCCAGGACCUCUAGGGCCUCCAGGCCAUGCUGGCCCCCGAGGUCCACCUGGUUUCCCUGGACUCCCAGGAAAAUGUGAUAAUCCAGGUGUUCCUGGGCCUGAUGGUGAACCAGGAAUUCCAGGAAUUGGAUUCCCUGGGCCUCCUGGACCUAAGGGAGACCGAGGUUUUCCAGGAACAAAAGGAUCACCAGGUUGUCCUGGAGAAAUGGGAAAGCCAGGGUUACCUGGAAAGCCAGGUGUCCCAGGAGACAAGGGAGAACCAGGACUAGCGAUCCCUGGAGAACCAGGAAUACCAGGUUUUCCAGGAGAAAAAGGCAAUUCUGGGGAAAAUGGAGAAAUUGGACUCCCUGGAUUUCCAGGUCUCCCUGGAAUUCCGGGAACUGGAGGGCUUGAUGGACCACGAGGGGAUCCAGGGCAGCCUGGACCACCUGGAGAAAAAGGACUCCCAGGAAGAUGCACAGUGGGUCCCAGGGGAGCCCAAGGACUUCCGGGCUUAAAUGGAUUGAAAGGGCAACAAGGCAGAAGAGGUGAAAUAGGACUAAAGGGAGACCCAGGUAUUCCAGGCUUGGAUAGGCCAGGAUUUCCUGGAGAACCUGGACCACCAGGAAUACCGGGUCGUCGAGGUGAGAUGGGACCACCUGGUCAAAAAGGAUAUCCAGGAAAUCCAGGAUUUUUAGGGCCACCAGGUGAAAGAGGAACCGUUGGGAUGAUAGGCUAUCCUGGACACAUCGGCCUUCCGGGGCCUGCUGGGAACCCAGGCCCCCCGGGACGGAAGGGUAGCAUUGGAAUUCCCGGAGCGAAGGGUGAGAGAGGACCUUCAGGAGCCAAGGGGGAAGAAGGGGACAAAGGACCUCCUGGGCCUUCUCAAAUAUCCCUCUUAGUGGGGGACAAAGGGGAACCAGGCCUCAAAGGAUUUGCAGGAAGGCCGGGGGAGAAAGGAGACAGAGGCAUUCCAGGGUUACCAGGUUUCCAAGGACUCGAAGGGCCCCCCGGACCACCAGGACCACCAGGCCCCAGAGGAGAUCCAGGCAGCACUGGGAAUCCUGGAGAACCAGGACCACGUGGUGUGCCAGGAAGUAUGGGGAACAUGGGGGUGCCAGGAACUAAAGGAAAGAAGGGAACUUUGGGACUCCCAGGUCCACCUGGAAGACCAGGUCUCCCAGGUAUUCAUGGUCUCCAAGGAAAUAAGGGAGAGCCAGGUUAUUCAGAAGGUACAAGGCCAGGACCACCAGGACCAAAGGGGGAACCAGGAUUGCCAGGUGCCGUGGGAAAGAAAGGAGAAAGAGGGCCGCCCGGCGCACCUGGACAUUCAGGGCCUGCUGGACCGGAGGGAGUCCCUGGAGAUCCCGGGAGUCCUGGCCACCCAGGAAAGCCAGGUCCUGCUGGUGAUCCAGGGUUUAAAGGAAUCAGAGGCUUCCCUGGCUUUCCAGGAACAAAAGGCCCUCCAGGUCCUCCAGGAUUCCCAGGAAAUCCUGGACCAAUGGGUAUGAGAGGUAACCAAGGACGUGAUGGGAUUCCUGGGCCAGCAGGAGAAAAGGGAGAAUCGGGUUUGCUGGGGGCACAUCCAGGCCCAAAAGGGAACCCUGGUGCUCGAGGGGCCAAAGGAGACAGGGGCGCCCCAGGCCUGCCUGGCCUCCCCGGCAGGAAAGGAGCAGUGGGAGACGUUGGGCCGCGAGGCCCCACAGGUGUGGCCGGGCUCCCGGGGCCACCAGGGUUUCCUGGUGCACUCGUCCCUGGCCAAAAAGGAAAUCGAGGCCCACCAGGCUCAAGAGGAAACCCAGGUGAACCCGGUCCCCCUGGACCUCCAGGGAGUCACGUAAAAGGCAUCAAAGGAGACAAGGGAUUUAUGGGCAAGCCUGGCCCAAGAGGACCACCUGGAACUGUAGGAGACCCAGGGCCACCGGGUCACCUGGGAGCACCAGGUACUCCAGGUCUGCCGGGGCUCAGAGGUGAUUCUGGAUUCCAAGGAUUUCCUGGCAUGAAAGGAGAAAAGGGUGACCCAGGAUUUCUGGGAUCAGUUGGACCUCCAGGGCAAACUGGGCCAGAAGGACCACCAGGUCCACGUGGAGACCCCGGCACGGUUCAGAUCAUCUCCCUUCCAGGAAGCCCAGGGCCGCCAGGCCAACCUGGAGAACCAGGGAUGCAAGGAGAACCUGGGCCACCAGGGCCACCGGGAACCCCAGGACCCUGUGGGCCAAGAGGUAAACCAGGCAAGGAUGGAAAACCAGGAACUCCUGGACCACCUGGAGAAAAAGGCAACAAAGGCUGUAAAGGAGAACAAGGACCACCUGGAUUCGAUGGACUGCCAGGUUUGAAGGGGAAACCUGGAGACACCGGACCACCUGCAACCAGGACAGCGCUGAGAGGCUUCAUUUUCACCCGGCAUAGUCAGACCACAGCAAUUCCUUCCUGUCCAGAAGGGACAGAGCCACUGUACAGUGGGUUUUCUCUUCUUUUUGUACAAGGAAAUGAACGAGCCCAUGGACAAGACCUGGGAACUCUUGGAAGCUGCCUACAGCGAUUUACCACAAUGCCAUUCUUAUUCUGUAACAUCAAUGAUGUAUGUAAUUUUGCAUCUCGAAAUGAUUAUUCAUACUGGCUGUCAACACCAGCUCUGAUGCCAAUGGACAUGGCUCCAAUUACUGGCAGGGCCCUGGAGCCUUAUAUUAGCAGAUGUACUGUCUGCGAAGGUCCUGCGAUGGCCAUAGCCGUUCACAGCCAAACCACCGACAUCCCCUCAUGUCCCCAGGGCUGGAUUUCUCUAUGGAAAGGCUUUUCUUUCAUCAUGUUCACGAGCGCAGGUUCUGAGGGUGCUGGGCAAGCAUUGGCGUCCCCUGGAUCCUGCUUGGAAGAAUUCCGAGCCAGUCCAUUUAUCGAAUGCCAUGGAAGAGGAACAUGCAACUACUAUUCAAAUUCCUACAGUUUCUGGUUGGCUUCGUUAAACCCAAAAAGAAUGUUCAGAAAACCUAUUCCAUCAACUGUGAAAGCUGGGGAGUUAGAAAAAAUAAUAAGUCGCUGUCAAGUGUGCAUGAAGAGAAGACAUUGAAGAAAUCGAAACAGCAGAACUGUUAUUUUUUUAUCCUAAAUAACCAACUAAUGAUGCAGAACAUGCAUUUAUUUAGGUAUUUUUCUCUAACCAAGCAAUAUCGUUCUAGAACGGCUUAGUACAAAAUUUCUAUUUGUUUUCCCAUACAACAAAACAUUUAAGCUAGUUCUGUGAUCCUGGUCUGAAAU
Messenger RNA from Pteropus alecto (black flying fox), 5507 nucleotides. It is a transcript of the gene COL4A3, whose product is annotated as collagen type IV alpha 3 chain. NCBI's taxonomy places the organism in Eukaryota, Metazoa, Chordata, Mammalia, Chiroptera, Pteropodidae. Gene Ontology annotation, cellular component: basement membrane; collagen trimer. Gene Ontology annotation, molecular function: extracellular matrix structural constituent. The transcript has 53 exons. The record is from RefSeq and is a predicted model, not a curated record.